UACAUCUAGCUAUACAUUUAUUACUCGACUGCAUCAUGGACACGGCCAUCGACAAGACUAUCGCAGACUUGUUUGCCGCCAGUGCAGGACCCAUCAAGGCAGCACCCAAAAAGGACCGCUUCCUUCACGUAGAACAGCCCACACAAACAGUCGAGCAAGCACCAGAACCCGCAGCAAGUGAAGAAGAGGCAGUCGAGGUACCCGUCAAGGAGAAGCGCAAGAAGCAGAAACGGAAGCGCGAUGAUGUCUUGCUGGAAGAUUUGUACAUGUCGAAACUGGCAGCAAGUGAUGAGCCUGUUGCGAAAAAGGCGACCCAUGAACCGACCCCUGUAGAGCCUGCGUCUGGUUCUGUGUCUGACUCUGGUUCUGUGUCUGACUCUGGUUCUGUGUCUGACUCUGAGGGUGAAGAGAUGCCGGCCGGCGACAAUCUCGUGCAUGAGUCUCAGCAGCGUCAAGACAAGGAACUCAACAAGGCACAAUCUACCGUCUUUUGCGGCAACUUGCCCACCACUGUCAUCACCUCUCACACCACCUUCAAACAACUCAAAGCACUCUUCAGCCAACAUGGUCGUGUCCUCAGCAUUCGAUUCCGCUCUAUUGCUUUUUCAGAGCUUCUACCCAGAAAAGUGGCUUUCGUGCAAGGCAAAUUCCAUCCAGAACGCGAUACAGCCAAUGCCUACAUCGUCUACAAUGAUCCAGAAGCAGCACGCAAAGCACUCUCCCUGAACGGCAGUGUUUUCCUAGAAAAGCAUAUUCGCGUGGACAGCGUUGCGCAUCCUGCUGCGCAUGAGAAUAAGAAGUGUGUCUUUGUUGGGAGCUUGCCAUUUGAAGCGAAGGAGGAACCAUUGUGGAAGCACUUUAGUGUUGCCGGAGAGAUUGAGUCGGUUCGCAUUAUUCGGGAUCGCAAGACGAAUGUCGGCAAGGGCUUUGCGUAUGUGCAAUUCAAGGAUGCAUCUUCCGUGCAGAAUGCUCUACUUCUCAAUGAAAAGAAGCUUGGUGAGAAGGGCCGCAAGUUGCGAGUAACGCGAGCCACCAAGAUGCCAAGUAAGCACAAGUCUGAGCAAAAAGAGCGCGAUCAAAUCACCAACCCAAACUUGAAGCCGCGCGACAAGGCAAAGCUUGGGCGUGUCAAGAAUUUGAUGGGGUCACAAGCAGCGGCAAAGCUCAAGCUGUUGCAAAAGGAGCUGGCACUAGAGGGAGAGCGUGCGAGUAAGCCGGAUGGCGCAAGGAAAAAGAAGAAGAGUAAGGGAUCACUUGCUAGGAGUAAGGCGAGAGCUGCCGUGUAUCGUAAAGUUGAGGGUUAGACAUCACCAAAUAGUU
Molecule: messenger RNA, 1320 nt
Organism: Protomyces lactucae-debilis
Lineage: Eukaryota; Fungi; Ascomycota; Taphrinomycetes; Taphrinales; Protomycetaceae
Exons: 1
Coding region: 36-1304 (422 amino acids)
Molecular function (GO): RNA binding
Source: RefSeq, a predicted model, not a curated record